ACUACGUUGGCACACAUCAUAGCCAACAGCAGCAAAAAGAACGGCACGAGGUUUGUGACACUGUCGGCCACAAGUGCCAAGACAAAUGAUGUUCGAGAUGUCAUCAGCCAAGCCCAGAAUGAAAAAAGACUCUUCAAGAGAAAAACCAUCCUCUUCAUUGAUGAGAUCCAUCGUUUCAAUAAAUCUCAGCAGGACACUUUCCUUCCUCACGUUGAGUGUGGGAUGGUGACCCUGAUAGGAGCAACCACAGAAAACCCUUCCUUCCAAGUCAACGCCGCUCUUCUGAGCCGAUGCCGGGUGAUCGUCCUGGAGAAGCUCUCAGUUGAAGCGAUGGAGGCAAUUCUGAUGCGGGCCGUCAGGUCUUUAGGGGUCCAGGUUUUGGGCCAGGGCAACCAGGACAGCAGCUCUGUGACUGGCAGCAGCAGCGAGAGCUCAGAAUUCCCGGUGUACAUAGAGGAGAAAGCUCUAAAUACCCUAGCCUACCUUUGCGAUGGUGAUGCGAGGACUGGACUGAAUGGGCUCCAGUUAGCAGUUCAGGCCAGAUUAGCAGUGGGAAAGACCACUCCUUUGAAUAUUACCAAAGGUAGCUCUGCAGAUGGCAUUCUGAUAACAGAAGAGCAUGUAAAGGAAGGGCUACAGCGAUCUCAUAUCCUGUAUGACCGAGCAG
Molecule: messenger RNA, 667 nt
Organism: Pelecanus crispus (Dalmatian pelican)
Lineage: Eukaryota; Metazoa; Chordata; Aves; Pelecaniformes; Pelecanidae
Source: RefSeq, a predicted model, not a curated record